Molecule: messenger RNA, 4902 nt
Organism: Dermacentor albipictus
Lineage: Eukaryota; Metazoa; Arthropoda; Arachnida; Ixodida; Ixodidae
Product: scoloptoxin SSD43-like
Cellular component (GO): extracellular region
Source: RefSeq, a predicted model, not a curated record
CACGGAGAGCGCACCGGGCCAUUGAUUCGCACAAAAAUAGCAGCGGGAGCAGCAACGAAUCGCCGACGUCUUCGUUCGAGAGUCGGGGGCUUUUGCAGUUGGCACAUGUCUUUGUCAACCAUGAACGUGGUGCUCAAGUGGGUGCUGUACCACACCAUGUCUGGAGCGUAUCCUUCCACGAAUCUGGCAAUCGCGUACGGGCCUCUGCCACAGUGGAGGUCGUUUUCCCUGCUGUACUUGGCGUCUAUGUGCCGACCCGAAUACUACCAAGUGGCUGGGGACACGUUGCACACGGCCUGCAAGCCUCCCAAUCCCCGUUGCCGAAUUCGUGACAGUGGAGUUACCGCAAGAGAGAGGCAGCUUAUUCUAAAAAUGCACAACAGGUUCCGAAGCAAAGUGGCAUUUGGUCUUCUUCCUGGAUUCCCACCGGCGGCUAACAUGCGGAAGCUGUACUGGAAUUCUGAGCUUGCCUCUGUGGCCCAGGCGCACGCCAAUCAGUGCACCUCUGAGUGGGCGUACAAGCACGACGAACCCAGUGCGAGGAAGACGGUGAACUUUGACACCGUGGGCCAGAACGCAGCCUGGGAGGCCUUCAACUACGACCAGAGCAAGCGCUCGUGGCGAACGCAGAUCGACAACUGGAUCGCCGAGUACGCGGACUGUCCGGCCGACAGGAUCGCCUACUUCCGGGACAGGGACGAUGGCGUGCGCAUCGGUCACUUCACUGAGCUCAUUUGGGCUGAUGCACAGUACGUCGGCUGCGGUUACUCGUACUACACUCUGGACGGCGUCGAAGGUGACAAGAAGUACCAAGGCUUCUACGUGUGUAACUACGCCCCCACGGGAAACGUGUUCUCAAAGCCCAUUUACCAGGCAGGACCAACGUGCUCGUCUUGCCCCGAGGGACUUGCGUGCGAACGCUUCAGCGGUCUCUGCAGGAUGCGAUGACGCCACUACGCCCAUGACGCCCAAGCUAUUACCUCGCCAUGUCCACCAGCUCGAAUAGCAUUUAAUUGUGUUGCGGAUGUUGAGUCUCUAAACAUGCUAAUUCUUCAAACACGUCCUCUUCAUCUUCGCGCGGACCAUUCGACCUUUCAGCAGUACCAGAAAAAGUUUAGCAUUUGCAGUUCAAGCCAGCCAUCUAAUUUCAAGUAGGGUAGAUAGCACAAUAGCAACGUGCACGUGCAAAUGAAGACAGCUGAACUCAUCCUGACUAACUUCCUAGCUUUGGCCAAACCUUAUUCUAUCUCUCUUUAAAACGAAAUUGGGACUCUGCAACGGCUGUAAGACUGGUUUGUAGGGUGUUUCAUCUCUGCCGUAUGUUAUUUUUUAAUCCGCCUGUUGGUUCCAAGACUGCAACCUACUUAGCAUUGUUCGCUGUACAACUAAGGAAUUCAAAGGUAUUACUAUGACCUUAGGCAUAGAGGUAACAAUAAUGAAUUGACCAGCUUUUAAACCAGCGAUUUAAACCAGGGUGUCGAUGCCAAAUUUUUUUCGGGUUUGGCUCGAAUGCAGGUUCACGUCUUCCGGGUUCGGUUCAGCUUCAUCUCCGGAGCGAAGUUUGUAACGGUUCGAACCAAUUCAGAGCCUUGUGAACUGGUUCGUUCGGGUUCAAACAAGUUGGAAGAAAAAGAUACGUUCGCGUGCUUCCAGUUUCUGGCGGGGGGGCAACGCAUGGUACAUUUGGAGAGACCAGUUCGCUUUGAUUAGGAUUGCUGCGAACCAUGUUUUCAUUUUCAAGGGCAUUGAUUAAACCGCACACAAAAAAAUACACUGCACUGUUGUAUAUAGGCACGUCGAAGUUGUAGAUAUACAGGGUUUUGUGGCACCCUGUGAAACUAUAAAAUGCACUUGUCGAAUAAAUAACGUGACGUGUACAAUAACCCUUCUAAUCCAACCCUACGGCAGGAAGCCACGCUCUAUCUAUUUGUGACUAUUGAGGGCGCCAUAUUAAAAUGUUGUAUAAUUAGCGAUCUUUAAUUGUUCGAGGAAUUCGGGUCCCAUAGCGUAUAGUUACGGGGUCAGAUUAUAUUCAACACAGGAAGUAAGAAAGACACACACCUAUUGUGCCAGUUUACCACUAAGAUUGCUCGCGCACGUUUUUUGCAUUUUUCUGUGAAAAACAAACGAACAAGCCUGAUCUAAAGCCUAUUAAACCGCACAUUUGCCUUAAGCUUUGUAAAAGUGAAAAAGGCGCCCAGUUAUGAAAACAAACACGUAAUAUCAUUUCUCAAAAGGGAGCAGUCGCACCUAAGAUCACUUAACAAAUAUUUCCUGAAUUCAUAAAUAUGUAGCUAAAAAUAUUUAGAGGAGCCCAAAUAAGUAACUUAGAGCACUCAACAAAUGUAUAAUACUUUAGCUAAGGGGCGCAGCGGUUGCAAGAAUGCAAAUAAUUAAAAAUUCAUUUGUACCAAAUCAGGUAAAUUUCUUGAUGUUCAAAAAAAUAUGCAGUGAACUUCCGCUAAUUUGCACAAUCACAGCUGAAUUUCUGGCAAGCUGUUCUUUUGGAGCAGCUACAAUAAAAAUUCCAGUUGCACGCACAACUUAAACGACACACUUUGGAACACUGCCCGCAUAUGACGGUCUCGAGAACUCUCUCGCAAAAUUUUCGACAGGGCCGUACUUCACGCAGAUAAUUUUAACUGCGCGAGCGCAUCAGCCAUAAUGUUCGUACAUCUUUUUUUUUAAUCUGUUGCUUUACGGGCAAUAACCACUAUUUCAUGAUGAGGCACGCCGUAGGGAAGAACUGUGGAUUAAUUCUGGCCACCUGGGAUUCGUUACCGUGCACCGAACCCAUGGUACACGUUGCUUUUUUGUUCUUUUUUUUGCAUUUUAACUCUACCGAAAUGCGGCCGCCGGGAUUCGAUCCCGCGCCCCCGGGUUUAUUAGUGCAGCACCUUGGCCAGAACGCCACCAGGGCGGGUUCGUCCAUAUUCGCCAAAGUUGAUCUCGGUGACUCUUCUUGUUCUUCCAGUACGGGUAGCUAAAUUCUACACUGAAUAUUAAAGCACACUUUGAAGUUUGCCUACACAAAACUCGGUAAACAUCGCGUGGCGUGACAUUUGCAGACGGACUGCUGGGCUAGUUGGUACAUGUCGACAGGUAAAAACCGAACGCGGCAGCGAGACCGGACAAGAGACACCGCUGUACACAGGUGUUCGUCAGGUGCUGAGCACCUGUCCAGUUUUCCCUCUCGUCCUGUUUCGAUUUCGUGCCAAUUCUUUAGCCAUCACACUUUUUAGCGGCGUGGGUGGAGAUCAUGGACGAAUAAAACAUUUUCUGGCAUUCCUUUACGAUAUGUGUUGCAUCCUGGCUUCAAACUGCUUCACAAACAAGAGAGUAAGGACAUCUAAGCGCUAUGCAGAGCGCUUUCAAUCACAUGAAGUCUCAAAUAGCAGGUGUACACUACGAUGUCCGCUCUCUCUCUGUCUCUUACGUCAUUAGGUUGUCACCGACUGCGCUUUGCCGUGAAAAGUUUCUACGAAGCCACAAUCGUACUGCAGAAGGAACAGCAGGCACUGAAGGUACAUUAGAAACUGUAUCCCGCAUGUCGAACGGGGCAACCAGUUCGCUACUGCUCCCGAAAACAGCCCAUGUCAACAUGUUUUAUCCAGAGACGUAUACAGAGCCUUAUUGCCAAGAUUGUGGUGCUUUAGCCAUGCUCGAACACAUGCUCUGGUCUUGCGAAAGAAUUGAAGACUCGGCGAUCAAGGAUGCGUCCAGGUGGGAGGCUGCACUUCGCAGCCCGGACUUGGAUGAACAAUUCUGGGCUGUCCAGCAGGCUCACGAUGUGGCCGUGAGGCUUGGCCUACCGGUCCCGACGUGGGAGCGGCCCGCUUAGUGAUUAAUUAUCACUACUUGCAGGACCAAAUAAAAUUUUCCUUCCUUCCUUCCUUCCCGAGCCCAGCAGUAUAUAUCCUCCACGACAACGCAGCGUCAGUAACGGUCUGUCCAGACAAUUCGUGUGCCGAUUUUGCGUACAGUGUAUAGUUGAGAUGACGGAGCGUACACUACAUUGAGACAACGGGGACACUGUGGCGAGCCACGUGACUAUUGCGUAGGUAACUUAUUACGUGCUGCACCGGAGAGGGGCAAGAAAAUCAUCUACCUUCGUAAAAUUUUAGUAACAAUGACGCUGGGCUAGGCUUGGGACCAAAUCGGUUCGGAACGGCUCGUGCAAGAAGUUUUCGGUUCGGGUUCGCUUUCGAGAUGACGGAAAAAUAUCGGUUCGGUUCCAGUUAAGCUGAAAAAAAAGGUUCAGGCUGACGUUUUCUGCUCACUUCUGGUUCGGUUCGACACCCGGAUUUAAACGCAAGAUCUUCAAUGUACAAGUUGUAGAGUCAAUUGAGAAAUAAAAAAAAAAGUUCUUUCCCUGAUAAUAGAUGGUGUGGUUUUAAUUUUUGGGGCUGCAAAGAAAGCACGCGAGAUUUGAGGAAGUUCCACGCGACUACAAGCUUGCGCUCACGGACAUUAUUGUCGUCAAGCGUAAUAAUAAUGAAGGAUUGAAGCCGCACGCAGAGCGAAAACACGACAGACCUUAAGAAAAAAAAAAGGCGAUGGCCACCCCGCUCACCUCCCAUACUGCCAAAACCUCCUCACUCUUUACGCUACCUGCAAACAGCAAGAACAUUGACAGAGCUUCAAGAAUGUUCAGGUGCUAUUGGUCGGACAUCCCCUCACUUCAACCGGCAAGAUGCCUCGACGAAAGUGGAAGUCGAGACCAUUGCGAUCGGUUCAUCUCCAUUGCCCAAGGUCUGUUGGUGCCUUGAGUCUGCAAGCAGCAUCGAUCAUCUGUUCGUAAAAUGUUUGAGGAUGCUAAUUCCGUUACGUAUAAGUGCGCAGUCAUAUGGCACUGUUUUCAAAUCUUGUGCGCUUUCUUUAGAACCCGCAAAAGUUAAACUU